AUGAGUAUGAUUACUCGUUUCUCGAGGUUUGGAAUCUUCACCAAAGGGCGAGGUCAGCCUGAGCCCAGUGCGAGCGUGGUGAAUUCGAAUAAAGGAAUUGUUUCUGGCGAUGAAAGAAGUGCCGGCAAGUAUCUUUUUGUGGUUUAUUACAUUUCUGAAGUGCUUAUUUCGUUUUAUUUUUUAGAAACUUCUCAGAAUCCGAUUCAGAAGUUAACCGAAGAAUCUGACACCUCUCUGAAGAAUACAGUAACCCUUGAGACCACCCAGCCUACAUAUUUUGGAUACCUUUCUGGCGUUGUAAGCUCAUUAUGGAAUCCUGCACAACACAAAGUUGAGAAUGGCGAGCAUCAUGUUACUCCACCGCCAGUAAAAGAAAAGUAAGUUGAUCAUCAAGUUGGGUAUCAUUUUUUUUCAGAAAGACCAAGAUAAUUGUAAAGAAAGUUAGCCGAACUGAGGUUGUCGGGAGGACUCAGAAUCUUGCCCAGUCGUUAUUGCUAUCAAAUUCCGAAGAGGAAAGAUCUCAGCACACUGAUGAAUUUAUUAAACAUCUUAUCGAAUUCCCGGCCAGCCGAUUAGUUGCAGUCCAGAGAGUAUGUGUAAAAGUCAUGUAUUAAUAUCACCCAUCCGUUUUCAGUUUCCAGAAUUAAUUGCACACUUGUUGAAACAAGAAAAAAUUUCGACAGAUGAAUCGCUCAAAGGACUUACUCGAAGAUGCCUAGCUUUACUGGGUUACGUGAAGCCACUGAAGGGAUCCGGUAUCAGAAUCCUCUCAAUUGAUGGAGGAGGGACUCGGGGAAUGAUGGGCCUUGAAGUUCUGGCUGAACUAGAGAAGGACCUGGGAUCAAAAGUAAGCCCCGUCCAUGUUUCUCUCGAACUUAUACUUGAAACAUGAUUCGUUGUUUUAGAUAUGCAAUCAUUUUGAUUUGAUCUGUGGAGUCAGUACCGGAGCUAUUAUUUCCGUUCUCCUUGGAGCCAAAAGAAUGCAUGUCCAGUCAGCCAAGGAUAUCUAUAAGGAUAUUUCGACCGAACUCUUUAAUCAAGGGAAGAUUUCGGGAGUCAGCGGUCUUCUGAUGUCCCAUUCCUACUAUAAUACGAAGAAAUGGGUUGAGAUCCUGCAAAAGACUUUAGGACAAGAACAAGUUUUGGACACGGCUCAGCAUCAAGACGCCGUCAAGAUCGCUGUGGUUUCAUGUAUUGUGAAUGCCGCUCAAUUACAGCCAUUUGUGUUCAGAAAUUACGAACACCCUGCAGGCAGGGACAGCCAUUUCAGAGGCGCCACCCAACACAAACUUUGGCAAGCCAUCCAGGCAUCGGCCGCCGCUCCAGGCUACUUUGAGGAGGUAAGCAAUCAAGGAAUCAAUAGAAUACUUUUUAUUCACAUUUAA
Messenger RNA from Bursaphelenchus xylophilus (pine wood nematode), 1385 nucleotides. The record is from the annotation of a GenBank genome assembly. NCBI's taxonomy places the organism in Eukaryota, Metazoa, Nematoda, Chromadorea, Rhabditida, Aphelenchoididae.